UUCAUUUUAAAUUAAAUUUUUCAAAAAAAAAAAAUACUCUCUUUCUUCUACCUACUAAAUACUGAUUCUCCACUCAACUACCAUUUUUAUUUUCAAAAACUCCCCUAAAAAAGAAACCCUAUUUUCUCUGUUUCUUUUUGUUUUAUUUUUAUAAGUAGAAGAAGAAGUGGAACCUUUCCCGGUUGCUGAUAGUAGAUUUCGUGCUUCCGUCUCCGAUCGGUCGGUUUUACCGCACGAAGUUGGCUGUGCGGUUUAAUUUGGAAGCCUAUUUUGUUGAUUUUCUGUUUUUGUUUUUAGUUCGAUUAUGUCUGCUGAUACCAUGAUGAGCAUUCCUAAUGGAAACAGCAAUGGAAAUGGCAAUGUCCAACCUGAGCCACGGCGAACUUACCAGAUCGUUGUGGCUGCGACUAAAGAUUGGGGUAUUGGUAAGGAUGGGAAGUUGCCUUGGAAAUUGCCUUCUGAUCUCAAAUUCUUCAAAGAUGUCACUCUGACUACAUCAGACUCUGGGAAAAAGAAUGCAGUCAUAAUGGGUAGAAAAACAUGGGAAAGUAUUCCCCUACAAUAUCGGCCUCUUCCAGGUCGUCUUAAUGUUGUUCUGACUCGUUCUGGAAGUUUUGAUAUUGCAACUGCUGAGAAUGUUGUUAUAUGUGGAAGCAUGACAUCUGCUUUGGAAUUAUUAGCUGCUUCUCCUUAUUGUCUUUCAAUCGAGAAAGUGUUUGUAAUAGGUGGUGGCCAGAUAUUUAGGGAAUCCCUUAACGCAGCUGGAUGUGAUGCUAUUCACAUUACAGAAAUUGAGACGAGCAUUGAAUGUGACACUUUUAUGCCUGCCAUUGAUUCAUCUGUAUUCCAGCCUUGGUACUCGUCAUUUCCUGUGGUGGAAAACAACAUUCGGUAUUGCUUCGCAACGUAUGUUCGUGUGAGAACCUUUGCAGUUGAGCAUUUCAGCCAGGACUGCGAUCAGGUCCUUGAUAAUAAACUAGAUUCCUCUAAGUUUGAGAUUCAGAAUUUCUCUUUCCUGCCCAAGAUGAUUUUUGAGAAACAUGAGGAGUACUUGUACCUAAAUAUGAUUCAAGAUAUCAUAUCUGAGGGUAAUCUGAAGGGUGACAGGACCGGGACUGGUACUUUAUCAAAGUUUGGUUGCCAGAUGCGAUUCAACCUGCGAAAGACUUUUCCGCUUCUGACAACUAAGAAAGUAUUCUGGAGAGGUGUUGUUGAAGAGCUGCUCUGGUUCAUCAGUGGCUCAACCAAUGCCAAGGUCCUUCAAGAAAAGGGCAUUCAUAUAUGGGACGGUAACGCGUCCAGGGAGUUUCUUGACAGUAUCGGGUUGACUGAUAGGGAGGAGGGUGACUUGGGACCUGUGUAUGGGUUCCAAUGGAGACAUUUUGGUGCCAGGUAUACUGACAUGCAUGCUGACUACACCGGACAAGGAUUUGAUCAGUUGUUGGAUGUUAUUGACAAGAUUAAGAAUAAUCCAAAUGAUAGAAGGAUUAUACUCUCAGCCUGGAAUCCUUCUGAUCUUAAACUGAUGGCACUUCCACCUUGCCACAUGUUUGCUCAGUUCUAUGUAGCAAAUGGGGAGUUAUCAUGUCAAAUGUAUCAGCGCUCUUGUGACAUGGGCUUGGGUGUGCCAUUUAAUAUUGCCUCUUAUGCUCUUCUGACUUGCAUGAUUGCUCACGUUUGUGAUCUUGUUCCAGGUGAUUUCAUCCACGUGCUUGGUGAUACUCAUGUUUAUAGCACUCAUGUCAGGCCCCUGCAAGAGCAGCUUCAGAAACUGCCAAAGCCUUUUCCGAUUUUGAAGAUCAAUCCCGAGAAAAACAAUAUAGAUGCCUUUGUGGCUUCUGAUUUCAAACUCAUAGGCUAUGAUCCUCACAAGAAAAUAGAGAUGAAAAUGGCUGUAUAGAGCUCUAUUUUAGGUUCUGUAAACCCAGAGUCUCCAGUCGAAUUUUGGACAGCAUCUUCUCAGUUUUAAGGGUCAGUUACUGGAGGCUUAUGGUGAUGUAAUGACUUAUACCGAUAGCAAAAUAAAAAAAAAGAAGAAGAUUUGCUAGUUGGAUACAAUUUGAAGAUGAUAUGUAGUGAGAAUCCUUUAGUUCCACAUGGUUGUUGGGUGGUUCUAAGGUGAUUUAGGAUACUGUAUUUUCUUGUCCUGAAAGUUUAUGUUUUAUCAUUUUUUUUGAGGUUUCAUGUCACAUGAACCAAUCACUUUCUCUGAAUUUGCCUUAACACAUUCUUGAAAUAGACUCUGGGAUUUGAAAGACCAAAAUGAAAGUGUUUUAUUUUCUUUUUUGGUGCAUUAUUUGAAUCAAUUUCUAUAAAUGGGUUUGAAUUAGUCUUUUUAGCUAAAGUAUAAUGGAAGUCCUUGUACUAUGAGUCGGAUUGCAUUAUCCCUCAUUAUUCAAAGUUUUUGUAAGUUAGAUUAAGCGUAAAUUAGUCCUUUUGUUAGAAAAUCAAUUCAUUUUUAUUGUUAAAAGUAGGUUCGUGCAUGUUAGCAUGAGGAGGUAUGUAAUUAUCUGGUUAUUUCAUCAACCGUGUUAUUUUUUGACAAUAGAAUUGGAUGAAAGUUUUAACCGAAAAGAUAAAUUUUCUCUUUGAUAUAAUCUAUGUGGAUUAAUUUGUUCAUUUUUUAAAUAGAGUAAAAUGUAAUUUGACUCUUAAUACAAGAAUUUCUAUGAUACUUUCAUCGUCUAUUUACGAUUUAUCACUGAUUCGAACUUUAACUUCUUCUUUACCUUUUGCUGGAGGAAGUCAAUUAGGCCUUUCAAUGCAGCUUCAGGAUCCUCAUUCAUAAGUAACUGCUCACCAAUUUCUGCAGGUGUCACUGAUGUUUUAGCCAACAGCUCUUUGGUUAUGGACAUAAGAGGGUGAUGAUCAUUUACCCCAAGGUAAUUAACUGCCAAUGUGUCGAAACCACUAGGGCUGCAGUACGACAUAUGGAUAUGAACAUCCAUCCGACGUGGUCGUAACAGAGCCGGGUCUAAUCGGUCUUUAUGGUUCGUUGUGAACACUAUGAUCCUCUGUUCUCCACAGCUUGACCAAAGUCCGUCGAUAAAAUUCAGCAAUGCAGAUAGUGUCACCUAUGGAAAACAGAAACAUAAAAGGUUGAUCUAAGAACUUAGGAAAUUCUUUUUGGUCAUUAGCUUGUUAAUGGUAAUAGUUUUAAAAUUUUCGUGGUAACAACUUUUAAGUUUUAACUUUUUAACAUUUAUAUAUUCUGUCAAUUUAGUCUUUAUUCUAAAAAUAUUUAACUUUCAAUA
Messenger RNA from Gossypium arboreum, 3254 nucleotides. Its product is annotated as bifunctional dihydrofolate reductase-thymidylate synthase-like. The transcript is spliced from 12 exons. The record is from RefSeq and is a predicted model, not a curated record. Bases 305 to 1900 code for a protein of 531 amino acids. Gene Ontology annotation, biological process: dTMP biosynthetic process; tetrahydrofolate biosynthetic process; one-carbon metabolic process. NCBI's taxonomy places the organism in Eukaryota, Viridiplantae, Streptophyta, Magnoliopsida, Malvales, Malvaceae. Gene Ontology annotation, molecular function: thymidylate synthase activity; dihydrofolate reductase activity. Gene Ontology annotation, cellular component: cytosol; mitochondrion.